Messenger RNA from Phycomyces blakesleeanus NRRL 1555(-), 966 nucleotides. Its product is annotated as Homeodomain-like DNA binding domain-containing transcription factor. NCBI's taxonomy places the organism in Eukaryota, Fungi, Mucoromycota, Mucoromycetes, Mucorales, Phycomycetaceae. The transcript has 4 exons. Gene Ontology annotation, molecular function: nucleic acid binding. Bases 1 to 966 code for a protein of 321 amino acids. The record is from RefSeq and is a predicted model, not a curated record.
AUGUCCUCUAUUAAAUUAAUCUAUGAAGACGGUCAAGGAAAAAUCGUUAAUGAAGACGGAUCUGAAGCUUUGAGCCAAAUGAUUGAUGAAAACAGCCAUGGUCUCCAGACCAUAUCAACACAUUCUAGAUGUCUUGAAUCGAAAAAUACAGAUAUACUGCCAGAAGUCUCAGAGAAUGGCCAAACGGACGAUCGAGCAGGAAGUCCAAUUAUGCCCCCAGCGAAAAAAGGCAAGACUACUCGUCAGCGAAACACGUAUAGUGACGAAGAUAUUAUAAGGUUCUUCAAGCUGAAGGACGAGAAGUUGCUGAGUGCAAAUGCUGCAGCAAAGAAGCUGAACAUCAAUCCAAGAGUGGCUCAGCGUUGGGUGAAGAAGUAUGACGAAGAUCCGGAUAAUAUAUUCGUACGUGGCAAGAAAAGCGGUAAAAGACGAUUAACCGACGAGCACAAGAAGUGCAUCAAGGAAUUCGUUGCCAAAAAUGCGUCCGUCUACGUAAAAGAUGUGAUGGACCAUCUCAUUACUAUCUUUGGUGAGAUCAAUGUUUCGAGAGAGACAGUCAGGAGAUUUAUGAUUGACGAAUGUAACCUCACAUUCAAAAAAGGUGUACAAACGAGUAAGCAUUUGACAUCAACAUGCGACAAGGAAGAGGCUAAGGGCGUCAUUUAUGUUAGCUUAAGAGACCCAAAGUUUAGCAAGAAGCAGCCCUCCUCCGGCGAGUCUGGUAAAAAGGCCACAGCAAUCGAUCAUUUCUUUAUGUUUGUAAAGUCUAUCCUUGGUGAGAUGGAUAAGUACCCCGCUAUGGAAGGAAGCUUUCUGGUGAUGGAUAACGCACCGAUCCACCAGAGUGCAGGUAUGAGCCAGUACAUCGUCUCUAGGGAAUACAGAUCCAUUUACCUUCCGGCAUACCCCACAGAACUUAACCCUAUUGAAAUGUUCCGGAAAGUAGUGAAGGACAGUGUAAGAUAA